UAUUUUGCUACUUAAUGUAGUGUUACUAAUUUAUAAAUUUAGAAAAAGUUUUAUUGUGUGGAUGUGAUCAUGAAAGGAAUCCUGGUCCAGUUGGCGUCAGUGCUUAUUUUGGGUAUAGGAGCCUUCAUAGGAGCGUAUUCGUUGACAUGGGUGUCUUACACCGCACCUUUGCUGGAGAGCGAGGCUUCUCCCCUCGGGGUUGUGAUGACGAAGAGCCAGACCAACGUCAUGACGUCUGUGGUGACCCUGGGAUCCAUGGUGGCUGCUCUUACUACUGGACAGCUGCCUGAGCUGGUGGGGAGAAAGAAGUCUGAGCUGUUCUGUGGACUAUUAUGUGUCCUCUCCUGGGCAUUGAUCGCGUCAGCCCACUCCGUCACUCAAAUAAUCAUAGCUCGAUUCAUACUGGGCUACGGAGUCGGCAUCCACUUGGUAGUGGUCUUUACCUACAUCAAUGAGAUCUGCCAGGCCUUCAUCAGGGGGACUAUGGCCUCGAUACCGCUCUUUACAUUCUCCAUUGGGGCUCUGGUGUCUUACAUCACCGGAUGGGUGUGCAGCUAUGACGUCAUCAUCUAUCUGAAUCUGUCAGUGUGUGUGCUGUUUGUUUUGUUACUGACUCUUAUGAAGGAGAGCCCAGUGUAUUUGAUCACGAAGAAUGAAACUAAGGAAGCUCUGACGUCACUAAAGUUUUAUCGUGGCACAUCUAAAACUACGACGGCAGUUUUGGAGGAAUUCGAGUAUUUGAGGACUCAAAGACAGGGUUAUACAAAAGUAAACAAGGAUGACAAUAUUAUCCUAGAACACAUUGGCUGUGAGAAAGAGAAAGAAGGCAGCGCCGAUGAUAUUUCUCCUUGGAAGAUACUGAGGACAUCGAAGCCGACCCAGCGAGCGAUCAUCACGCUGACUGCCCACGUCAUCAUCACAGCAUUUAUGGGAGGUAUGGCGGUGCAAGCGUAUGCCGUCCACUUCUUCCUGGCAGCAGCACCAGAUCUAUCCCCGCAUUUAUGUUCAGUCAUCUUGGCUGUGGCGAUCGUGAUCGGGAACAUUCUGGCAGUACUGUGCACGGAUUUGGUUGGGAGACGGUUGUUGCUAAUAUCUACUUGCGCCAUCUGUACUAUCUGCCUCGGCACACUGGUCGGCCUUCUGCGCUGGUCAGGCAGUCCAGCAUGGGCAGUUCCAUUGGUGAUGCAGCUGUAUUCCUGCGCCUUCCAGGCAGGAGUGAACAACGUGCCGUUGGUGCAGCUGUCAGAAUCUUUCUCGCCAAAGGUGAAGAGCUUAGCCUCCUCCAUCGUCAUGAGCAGCACUUGCUUCAGCAACUUCGCUUUGCUCUCAAUAUUCAGUCUUCUUGUGGACCACCUGGGUCUUGACGGAACAUUCCUGAUGUUCUGUGUCAUAUCUGCGGCAGCUACUGUGCUGACCUUCUUGACGGCGAAGGAAACCAAAGGGAUUAGGCUUGAAGAGAUACAGGGCAUGUACGAGAGGGGAUUUUUAUAUUAUAAAUAGUUGUAGAACCUAUUUAAUUUGUAUUAUAUCAGGAAUAUAGAUCAGUCUUAUUUAGAAAAGUGUGAAUUUCGAUCUGUCACAGAAGAAUUCAAAUAAUAUGAAGAGGAGAGUGAGAAUCAAUAAACACGUAAUAACAUUGUUAAAAUUGUACUGACUUAUGCCCAUAUUCACAAACGAUGCUUGCUUAAGUGAAGCAGCAAAUCGAACGUACCAAGUUGAUUAGAGCUCUGUGAUUGGUUCGUGUGUGACCCAGCGCGUCCACGCGCACUGUGAGACCUCAUAAUAACGUUUGUGAAUACGGGCGUGAAUCAAUAAACAAGUAUAACAUUCUGUUAAAAAUUGUACUGACUUAUAAGAGUCAAAAACAAUACAUUAGAUCAGAAGUAAUAAUGCUGUUAGACGUUAGUACCUAGGUACAUGGUACAAAAUAUCUUCUUGUAAGUAAAUGAGUAAGUGCUAACUUUAUUGACUACUUUAGAUUCUAAAACAAUAGAAUCAAUAUUUAAAUCAUGUUUUGUAAAUAAAGUUUUUUUUUUGUAUGAACCUAAGUUACAUAAUUUUGGUAUUACGUAAUUUGCAGGAUUUGUAAGUACGAGUAUACUACAGCCAAAUGCUUCUGAGUGAGUAUGCCAUUUUAAUAGGGUAGAUACAAGUUAUUUCCAUAGACUGCCUUUGAGGAACCGCUAGUCACUUCCAUACGUAAAAUCUCACCCAAAACCUCGGCUUUUGUUGUGUUACAUACACUACCGUCCGCCGUCGUUAGCUUCGUCAGCUGGCUUUGCCCAAUAGACUUGUCUCUUGCGAACACUUUGGAGCCUUGGUUCCGCUCUAUCGCCUCUUUAAUACUGAUAGUAUUAAAGUUGCGAAUAUCAUGUCGCAAGGACUUCCUUAACUGUCUACUGAGCGAGCUGUCUGUAUGCCGUAGCGUCGACGGACUGUUUUUAUUUAUCAAAAUAAAUGUUUCUAUUUUUCUACAAAACAUUACUUUUGUAUCAUUAGUAGUGACUUUUUUUUUUACUGAGUUCUCAUAAAUAUACAAAGUAAUACAAUAAGUAAGUA
Messenger RNA from Ostrinia nubilalis (European corn borer), 2559 nucleotides. RefSeq lists its product as uncharacterized. The coding region runs from base 70 to 1500 and encodes 476 amino acids. Gene Ontology annotation, cellular component: membrane. The record is from RefSeq and is a predicted model, not a curated record. The transcript has 8 exons. Lineage: Eukaryota; Metazoa; Arthropoda; Insecta; Lepidoptera; Crambidae. Gene Ontology annotation, biological process: transmembrane transport. Gene Ontology annotation, molecular function: transmembrane transporter activity.